Messenger RNA from Saccharomyces cerevisiae S288C, 360 nucleotides. RefSeq lists its product as uncharacterized. Bases 1 to 360 code for a protein of 119 amino acids. Gene Ontology annotation, molecular function: catalytic activity. The record is from RefSeq and is marked reviewed. The transcript has a single exon. Lineage: Eukaryota; Fungi; Ascomycota; Saccharomycetes; Saccharomycetales; Saccharomycetaceae.
AUGAAAAAUAUUGCAUACGAAGGUCGUCUAUUCUUGAUUAGUGCAGUGCAGUUCAUGCCAGAUGCGACAGCAAUGGGCUUUGGGGAGAUUAUUGACCAAGCUACAGGUAAGAGAAAAUUACCUGGAUGGCCAUCUGCUGACGACAACUGUAUUAAUGGAGGUAGUGUUAUUAUUGAUCCUUAUGGAGAGAUUAUUGCAGGGCCAUUGCUAGGGCAGGAGGGCCUUUUAACCGCCGAAAUUAACACUGACUUGAUUGCUGAAGCUCGCUUUGAUCUUGACCCUGUCGGACAUUAUGCUAGGGGAGAUGUCUUCCAGUUGACUGUCAAUGAAAGGUCACACGAUGUCAAGUUUACGAAAUGA